Molecule: messenger RNA, 3776 nt
Organism: Cydia fagiglandana
Lineage: Eukaryota; Metazoa; Arthropoda; Insecta; Lepidoptera; Tortricidae
Gene: Cad96Ca
Product: tyrosine kinase receptor Cad96Ca-like
Exons: 11
Coding region: 298-2139 (613 amino acids)
Biological process (GO): positive regulation of kinase activity; homophilic cell-cell adhesion; multicellular organism development
Cellular component (GO): signaling receptor complex; plasma membrane
Molecular function (GO): ATP binding; calcium ion binding; transmembrane receptor protein tyrosine kinase activity
Source: RefSeq, a predicted model, not a curated record
CCAGUGUGACGCGAGCGCCGUGCGCAGAGGCAGUUUUAACGAUUUGGUGAACCAAAACGACACAGAACUGCUUUUCAUCGAGUGAAAGUGCUAGGAUCCGUGAAACGUGAUAAGUGUUUUAGUAAACAAUCUUACAACUAGUUCUUUGUGCGUUAAAGUGAAAUAUUUCUGAUCUGUGGAUGACACGGUGACAGAAGUGUAAUAAAUGUGCUAAGUGAGUGAUGCGGUGCAGUGUAGUGUCACCACAAAUGCGGCGGCGACGGUUCCCCCCCACCGCCGUGCAGUGACCACGCAGCCAUGCUUACAAAGACGUUGUGGAUAUUCCUGAUAGGAUGCUUAGCGUUCGCAUCGCCUCAAAUACUGGACCUGCAGAACCUGCAGAACCUACUGCAGGUUCCACGGCUCUGGUACGCGCGGACCACGGACCCCAAGGGCACCGAGGUGGCCAGGGCGUUCAUGGCCGCCACGGGGGACCAGGCCGUGAACUAUUACCUGGACACCCGCGGCCCUCCUGCGCCGUUCGCGAUCAACUCCCGCACAGGAGUCGUCACUGUCAAUGACACACUUAUGGAUAAGGAAAACCGAUCUUACUCAUUAUGGGUAUAUGCAGACGAUGGCGUGUUACCAAAAAAACUAGAAAUUUUGGCUUCAAUCACCGACGCUAGUGGAAAACAGAACAAAGUGGGGCACCCCCCACCUUUCCCUCCUAAUUUCCCAGAAAUCUUCACUGCUCCGCCUCUGAAGCCGAUUCAAAGACCAACCAAAGUAACUGAAGAAGUUUUUGAAGAAACUACAGUACCUGAUAUAACUACAACAACUGCGACAUCAGUUCAGACAACUGUUAAAAUAGAAGGACGUAACGAGACACACAAAGACAAUAAUAUAAUAAAAGACAUAACGGAAUCACCUGAUGUAAAUAAUAAUGACGUGUCAUUUGCUACUAUGAUACCGUUGAUUGCUAUCGGUGGACUUGUCGUUAUUGUAGUUGCAGUUAUUAUCUUCGUUUGGAAGAGGAAUCAUGGACAGAAGGAGCCGAGCAAGAAGGACGAUAUGAGCAAAGACUCGACUGGCAUCGUUCUGCAAGAGCCGACCCUGAACUGGGACCGGCCGCGCGCCUACUCCAACCGGUACGAGGCGUGGGACAACGGCCACUUGCAGUUAUCAGAGGAGACCACGAUCACGAAGGAUGAACCGACCGAUGAUUGGGAGUUCCCGCGGCAUCGACUCAGGAUCUUCAACAUCGUGGGCGAGGGUGCCUUCGGACAGGUCUGGCGUGCUCAAGCUAUCGACAUCGAUGGCAAGAAAGGCGAGCAGACAGUGGCAGUGAAGACGCUGAAAGAGAAUGCGUCUGAGAAGGAGAAGACUGACCUCGUGCAGGAGCUCAUUGUGAUGAAGAACCUCGGAACCCACCCCAACGUUGUCAGGCUUAUAGGAUGCUGCACUGAAAAGGAGCCAACCCUAGUAAUAAUGGAGUUUGUUAGUCUCGGGAAACUCCAACAGUUUCUGCGGGACUCUCGAGCCGAACGACACUACGGCAACACUCACGCCGGCAGUCAAUUCUUGACCUCACGAGACCUCACCCACUUCGCCUACCAGGUGGCCCGCGGUAUGGAUUUCCUCAGUUCAAAAGGGAUAAUCCACCGGGACCUGGCAGCGAGGAACGUGCUCAUCACAGAGGAGCGCAUGUGCAAAGUGGCCGACUUCGGGUUCGCGCGCGACGUGGCCGGCACACACGUGUACGAGAGGAAGAGCGAUGGCCGCCUCCCUAUACGGUGGAUGGCUCCUGAAUCGCUGUACGAUGACAUAUUUAGUGUUAAAUCUGAUAUCUGGAGCUUCGGUGUUCUUCUGUGGGAGAUCGUCACACUUGGAUCUACGCCGUACCCUGGAUUGUCAGCGGGUGACGUCAUGAGGAAGGUCCGCGAAGGUCACCGCCUCGAAAAACCCGAGCAUUGUCGCCGGGAGCUCUACAACAUCAUGUACUACUGUUGGGAGGCCGAAGCCUCCUCCCGGCCCGACUUCAAGGAAGUCGUCUCCAUGCUCGAACGGCUACUGUGCACCGAAACAGACUACAUCGAACUCGAGAGGUUCCCCGACCAUUCAUACUAUAAUGUGCAGCAUCUGGACGGCGAGAAACUUUAGCAGUUUGAAUUUGGAACUGUGUGAAUGAGCGAAGCCAAUUAUGAUAAUGUUAUGGAAAUUAAUUGGAGCGUUUUUGUGCCGCAUGCUGUUGAGAUAAGCUUGGCUGUAAAAUGUUCAACUCUAAAUGAACCUUCUAUUGUUGUUUAUAAAAGCAACAUAGUGUAGAUAACUAAAUGAAAUGUAAAUGGUGUUGUGAGUGUAGAUUCUGGAGUCAGUUGCUUUUUGAUUUUUAAAUGAUUAGUUUCAAAGAUGACUGGAUCGUUUAAUAACGUAUGCAGAUUAAAAUUUACAUAUUUUUUAUGCAAAAUAACUUCUAUCAUGCAGUUUUUACUACAGAACUUGAACAAAAAGUGAUCUGGCGUUAAUAGAUGAAGAUCUGAUCUGAGUUAAGUAUAGCUUCAAUUUUUACUAAAACUUUAUACCUAUAGCCCCUCAAAGAGUUAUCUAUUAACUCUGGUUCAGUGUUAUUUAAUAGAUUUAACUACAGCCUCCCAUAGCCCUACAAAAUGAGGUGCGUAGGCUAGAAUAUUUUUUAAAUCAACAAAUGCAUUAACCAUGCACUCAAAACUGGAGGAAGAGUUUUGUUUUGAAAAGGCAUAAAGCUCAGUUGUUGUUGUUGGUGUUGAUGUUUGUGUUGUUGUUGUGAACGAAAAAAAAAGAUUAUUACCGCGACGCGCAAUAAACCUAUGUGAUGCAGCAAGAUCUGCGCAAAUUUAUCACAUAAAACAAAUCUUCAGACUCUGCGCAGGCGGCGGAUUGAACGGCCAAUUUAUUUUCAGCACCUAAAAUAUCAACUUCAGAUUGAAUUGCCUAAAAUUUUGCAUAAUGUGCGUCCAUUUUACUUAAACGCACUUAGAGUUCUAUCACGUUAACCAAUCUACUUUACUACAUAGUUAAUGGAUUUGGUUAACGUUCCCUUACCCGCGCCACGCAUACGAAUAAAACCCUUUAUAGUCCGCCGACAUUGUGUUGAGCUAUGGGAAAAUGGGUUAAACUCCUUUACUUUUAUAUGUAUAAACUUAACUAAAUGGUGUUAAAUUUGUAUAUGAAUAGUAAUUAAAUUAAAAAAAGUCUUUAAUGAAAUGUGAACUUAACUGCGAGACUUUUUUACUCUAGUUUGCAUCCCUUUUGUGUUGUAUGUGAAAGGAAAAAGAUGCAACACGAAUAUCUAUCAAAUAGCCAUGUGAAAUGUCAGCAUAACGUGUUGUACCGAGGUGUAUAAUUGCUGUCAGCAUUUUUAGUGUUCCGUACAAAACUUUGUUCACGGAACACUUAUUUUUUAAUAAUACCUAUCUGAUUAUAAUAUAAUGCAAUGUUUUUAGCAAAAAAGAAAUAAAAUAAAGCGACAGCGAACGAUGGUAGGAUAGCAAUGUGAAUUGGAUAAAUGUUAGAUUAAAGUAAAAACUAUGGCAAUAAAGUACAGAUACUUAAUUCUUAAGAUAACAUUUAAGAUUUCGUUAUAUAGGUAUGUAAUUCAAUCUACGUAGUUGCUAGUCUUUAGAUAUAGGGAUGUAAUAAUAAGUAUAAAUUUAGUAUACUUACAUUAUAAAUAUUUGUACAGUUAAAAUAGUGUUGUGAGUGUUGUGACGAUGGUUUUGUAAUUUAUGCACGUCAUGAAUAUACGUUUGUUAAAAAUA